ACUCCAAGCAUCGCUGGCAUCGCGGAGGUCACACUAUAGCAGUACAGCAUCUGGCCACCAGAGGGUGUUCGGGCUCUACUGCUGAUAGGAUACACCUGUCACUGGAUUUUGUUCUAAUAACACGAGGUUCAUUUAGAGGGCCACAGCAAGAGGUUUUUUUUUUGUGUUAUGAGAACAUUAUGUUAACCAUCACCAUGUGAAUGCAACUAGGUUUUGUCUGAUGGCGUUGUUACUUUAAGGAACCUCGAGGCCUGAUGUCACCGCUGCGCGCACCGGGGCUGAUCCAGCGGCAGUUUGAGUUCGAGCCAUGACGUCGACUCCGCAAAGCGCUCCCCUGGCAGACAGCGGAAUCUCACCGCGCUGGCGCAUACACUCGGGAACAGGUGGACAACAGCAGAGGCAACGAUGAAAGAUUCUCCUACACAAACAGUGGAGCACGAAGAAGACGCAUCUCCUGGAGAGGAGACUAUGGACCUGAGCUGGAAAGGAGCCACGCCGAAGGUGAGGGAGGAAGAGGAGGAGGAGAGGGAGGAGGAGGAGAGGCAGGAGGAGGAGGAGGAGGAGGAGCCCGGCAGGCAGACUGACCCUGAGGAGAACGACAGGGACGGCUCGGAAUCUGGGGGUCCAGAGGCAGCUGAGAGUCUUGUGAAGACAGAACGAGUGGACGACCAAGACAAAAGCGAAGACCAAAAAGUGGACGACCAUGAGCUGGACGGCCAGGUGAUGGACUCUGAGGACGCCGGGGUGGAGAAAGAGGACGACUCGGUGGACUACGGGGAAGAGGACAUGUUCAUCGACGCCCAGGACUCGCCCAUCAACUAUGCCAAAUACGACAGCCCCACGCCACCGGACGGCGGUGCCCUCGCUGGGUGGAAUGGCUCUCAGAGAGCUGGACAGGGCAGCAGCAAGCUGACCUGUGAUAUCUGCGGCCUGGCCUGCGUCAGCCUGAAUGUGCUCCUCGUCCACAAGCGCAGUCAUACAGGGGAGCGGCCAUUUCACUGCCAGCAGUGUGGAGCCUCCUUCACCCAGAAGGGAAACCUGCUUCGCCACAUCAAGCUCCACUCGGGAGAGAAGCCCUUCAAGUGCCCCAUGUGCAGCUACGCCUGUCGCCGGCGGGAUGCCCUCAGUGGACACCUGCGCACACACUCGGUGGAGAAGCCGUAUAAAUGCAACCACUGCGGACGGAGCUACAAGCAGCGCAGCUCCCUGGAGGAGCACCGGGAACGCUGCCAUGUCUACAUGCAGAGCAAGAGUGACUCCGAGAGGGCCGGCGACGAGGUCCGCAGCAACGGUGGCCGGGGCCAGGGCGGCGUGGAGAGGGCCAUCCUGCUGGACAGACUGGCCAGCAAUGUGGCCAAGCGCAAGAGCACCAUGCCUCAGAAGUUUGUAGGAGAGACCCCCGUGUGUCUGGACCUGUGCUUCAAGCGGGAGCCAGGGGUGCACCAGUCCGGCUCCGAUCCCCCUCGGAGCUCGACCACCCCCGAGGGCCUCCACGCCCACCCGCCGGACGCCGACCAGCCGCACCACAAGAGCUUCCCCCUUCAGCUCGCCGCCAGCGUCGCUCCUCUCGCCCUCACCAACGGCGGCAAGCUGGAGCGAGGGGUGCACCAGCCGAGCCUCCUGCCCCACCCCACGACUCCCCUGGACUCCCCCCAGCACCACCCCCACCCUGACGGGGGCGGUCCGCGGUCCCGCCAUGCCUCUGGCCUCCUGCACCACCAGCAGCAGCACCACCAGUCGCUGCCCUUCAGCCUGAACCACCUGCUGGUUCCCGGCGUGGCCAACACAGGGGGGCUCCAUUUCCCCCUGCACCCCCACCACCCGUCGCACCUGCCCCCCCACUUGGUGCACCAGCCGCCCCUGCCCCCUCCCCACGCCGUGCCCCCCCACGAGGUCCUGCGGGUGGUGCAGGGCAAAGGCGAGCCAGCGGGCGCCUACAUGUGCAGUCACUGCCGCGUUCUCUUCCUGGACUACGUCAUGUUCACCAUCCACAUGGGCUGCCACGGCUUCCGCGAUCCGCUCGAGUGCAACCUGUGCGGUCACCUGAGCCGCGACCGCUACGAGUUCUCCUCGCACAUCGCCCGCGGGGAACAUUACCUGGAGAUCAAGUGAAGUGGCGCCGGCAUAUGCAGAAAACACACCCGCACACACACACACACACACACACACACACACACAAGCACAAGCACACAAACACACACAUACCCAUACAGUACACAUACAUACACACAAAUAGUGUGACCGUUAAAACAUCGGCUUACCAGUUUUUGACCAGUGUGACACUUUUUAUGUAGAUAUGAUAUAGAUAUGAUAUAACAUAUCUGUAGAUAUUUUGAUAUGUAGAUAUUUUUGUUUGUCUGAUGGGACAAAAUACUGUUUGUCUACAUGAUUUACAGAAAUGUAAAGACUUGAACAAAAUACUGUUUGUCUACAUGAUUUACUGAAAUGUAAGGACUUGAACAAAUUUUCACACAUUACUGUAAGCAACACAGACACGUUUCCUUUCAUAUUGAAAUUUCAUGUUGAAUGUGCAGAAGGACUUCUAUUUUUGAUCUGAACUUUUUUCCUCUUUAUUGUAUUUCAAAAGCAUGUGUGUGCCCUGUGCACUGCACACAGACAUUCCCCACGAUGGAGGAAUUCGUACCAUUCAACAUUUCCCAAACCAAAGAACUGAAACACACCACUCCACAUGGUGUGCUGUUUUGAGUGCUGUGAUUUCUAUAUUGUUGUACGAGAAUGUUGCAUUACCUACAAAAACAAGGUGGGUUUAGGUUUUCACCGGAUUAUGUCUGUUUAUUUUACGGGGUACCUGUGCCCCAGAUUAGCCCCAGAUUAGCGUGGUUGAGUAUGACUUUUCAUACCAUGGGACACAAACAUGAAAAUAACUGACUGUAUCCAUUUAAUGCUGUCCAGAUGUAUUCUACUUUUCCUUACUAUAUUUGGCAAUAUUGUACAAGUAGAAACAUGAGGUGAGCUGUAGUCCAUUGCACUGGAUUAAUUACGCAGGAUUAAUUACGCAUUAAGGACCAGGGGCACUGCUAGAUAAUUUGGGCCCUAUGACAGACAAUAUAUAUAUACCGAUAAUCUAUAGUAUUAUUGGAGGGGCUCUCUGGGGGCCCCUGUCAGUUCUGGGCCCUUAGAAUCAUCCUAACCCCCUACCCCCCACCCCCAGCAGCGCCCCUGUUAAGGACAUAUGACUUGAUGGAACAAACUGUACAUUGUGUGUGCCUUAAAUAAUCAUAAAGAUUGAUCAUGUUUCUUA
This is a messenger RNA of Alosa sapidissima (American shad), 3262 nucleotides long. RefSeq names its product zinc finger protein Aiolos-like. Gene Ontology annotation, biological process: regulation of transcription by RNA polymerase II. The transcript is spliced from 9 exons. The record is from RefSeq and is a predicted model, not a curated record. NCBI's taxonomy places the organism in Eukaryota, Metazoa, Chordata, Actinopteri, Clupeiformes, Clupeidae. Gene Ontology annotation, molecular function: DNA-binding transcription factor activity; RNA polymerase II cis-regulatory region sequence-specific DNA binding. The coding region runs from base 406 to 2112 and encodes 568 amino acids.